UUUAUUUAUUUUUUUGUUUAUAGAAAAUGGAAUAAUCAAAUCAGACAAGGUAUUUGAAGUAAUGCUGGCUACAGACCGCUGCCAUUAUGCAAAAUACAACCCUUACAUGGAUUCUCCACAGUCUAUAGGUUUCCAAGCAACAAUCAGUGCUCCACAUAUGCAUGCCUAUGCUCUUGAACUUCUGUCGGAUCAGUUACAUGAAGGAGCCAAAGCACUUGAUGUAGGAUCUGGAAGUGGAAUCCUUACAGCAUGCUUUUCACGAAUGGUUGGUCCCAAAGGACAAGUUGUAGGAAUUGAUCAUAUCAAAGAACUAGUAGAUGACUCAAUAAAUAAUGUCAAAAAAGAUGAUCCCACAUUGCUGUCUUCAGGAAGAGUGAAACUGAUUGUGGGAGAUGGACGCAUGGGAUAUGCAGAAGAAGCUCCCUAUGAUGCAAUUCAUGUAGGAGCUGCAGCACCAGUUGUGCCCCAAGCACUUAUAGACCAGUUAAAACCUGGCGGAAGAUUGAUAUUACCAGUUGGCCCUGCUGGGGGAAACCAGAUGCUCGAACAGUAUGACAAACUAGAAGAUGGCAGUGUCAAAAUGAAGCCUCUGAUGGGAGUGAUAUAUGUGCCUUUAACAGAUAAAGAGAAGCAGUGGUCCAGGUGGAAGUGAUUUUCUGUUCCACUUACUUCUUCCACACACAUGCAAGGGAUGAAUUGUAAAAGCUACAUCAUCUUGACCCAAACAUAGUGUUACAGUGGACUGCUCAUCUCCAGUUCUAAAAGCUUUUUGAAAACCAACAGCAUUGCAGCUUGUUUUGGACUUCGUUAUACUGUUGUUAUCAGCAUGGAAAAGCGUGGUGUUUGUUUCAUUUUUUUAGAUGCUCAAGGCAAACCUGAUAAAGAAAUGGUGGAAAGUUUUAUGUGGGCACUGUUUUAUUUAACAUGCCUUUAUUUCACUUUCAUCUGUUCAAAGUGGAUUUCUGCAAAACUGCAGAGAAAGACCUAUAGCUUGUGAACUCUAAUUUUGAUGGGGGUACUUGAACACUCACUUCUCUCGGCUCCUGUGUCCCUUGGUAAAACUGCUUCUGUGCACCUUACAACACUACGUAGGUAAUACCAGGUUUUCUGUGUUCUGAUGUCUGCUAGAUGCUACUAAAAGGAGAUGAACUUCCUUUUUAAGCUUUUGACAUGGUGUCAUAGACUAGCAUGUAGUAGAUACAAUCAGCUGCUUUUUUACCUUAAAACCAGGCAUUUGUAUAUAUUAAACUUCAAGACAUCAGAGGUGGGUGGCCACUCUUAUCAAACACUGCUGUUCAAGUUGGACAUAACAGACAUGGUUUUCCCUUCUAAAAUUAAUUAAUGGAAUGUUGAAAUUCUGUUUUGGUUUACAACUCACUACUGGUAUGAUAAGCAUAUAUUUAACUCCAUAAAUAUGAUAUAAGCUGUGUCCUAAUCACUGAAUAGUUUAUGCAAUGCUGCUUUGCCAACUGACGUUAAAAGCAAAAGGGUGGUUGUGUGCUUGUGUGGAAGAUUAGGAUCAGUAUGUAGUAGACUACUGAGAUAUGGAUUGCUUUUUGUUCUUUAUUAAAAACCAAAAUGCCGUUUGGUUCUAAAAGGUGCUUUUGGCAAAGCCAUUUGCUGUAUUAACAUUCUCAUUUUUCUAACUGUGGGCACCCAGGAAAAAUUCUGGCUUUUUAGAAAGUGAAUUCUAAAUUGUUAUACAAGGAAAACAUCGUACAUGCGGAAAUAAUCAUGGACUCCUUAAUACAGGUAGAUGCACUUGUUCAGUUUUCAUAUAGAAUUGUUGGAAGGCUAUAAACCUUUUUUUUUCUGUCCUAAGUUUUCUGUUUUGUAAAAUCUGUUUUGUAAAAUGCCAACAGCAAAUUGUGAAGCAGUACAGUAAGGUGGGCUGAUUUGGGAAAGAGGGAAAGCGUGUCUUCAGUCAUCUUGCUCAGAUUUCGGCAACCAAAAAUUAAAGUAAAUAGCAUGUUAUCAUUUUUUUUGUUUUAUUUUUUUAUAGUGGAAAUGUUAAAGAAUAAAAUAACUUGCAUAAAAGCAACCCGUAGUGAUUAAUGAAAAAGAACACCUUUUCAUGGUGGAAGAGCAAUAAUUUUGUGCUGGGAUUAAUCCCUGGAAACACAAAGGUUAAAAUUCAAAGGACUCUGAAUAUGAAAAAGGAACAUUUUAAAUAACCUUCCUUUUGAGGGUCAGCCCCAUCCUAUUCCUCUGUAAAAGAUAUAUAUGACAUAAUUUAUUUAGAUGUUUGGAAGUUAGAGUACCACCUCCUGAUCUGACUGCAGCCUGGGAGCACAUACACAAGAUUAAUCUUAAAAAGAAAUUAACAUAGCGUGUAUUCUAGAAAAUACAAUCCAGAAAAACCCACUUGCGUCUGACAAAUUUGUACUAACCCACAAUCAACUGUGAAUCUAGUUCUUGGUGUUGAAGUGAAAUAUCUUAACUGAUGCAUGCUAACGUUCAACCUUCUGGUCACUGUAUCUUUCAGUUUGAGUUCAGCUUUAUUUACAUCUUCUCACUAAUUUAAUCAGUUAAAUGAAAGAUAUGAGCUCAAAUGUAUCCAAACUCCUGUCUCUGGACACAGUGUAAUAAGCUAGCCUGACUUGGAAGUGGUGUUAAAACUGAGACCCAGUGACAGCUUUUUUGAGGAGAACCACUUCAAGAGGUGUAAGGCUUCAGGGACCAAGGCUGUUGGGAGUAGUGCACCCAUUCCACUGAGGAUUUAUAUCAAGGGAUGUAUCAAGGUACUCGGACAGAAAGGAGUAUCCAGGAGUAGCAUUUAGGAAUUGGAAAAUGGAAACUCCUCCAUGAUGGAGCAAUGGUUCUGAAGUAAAAACUUGGAGACGAGGACAAGUUGAAAUGCAGAAGAUUUGAAGAGCUUGAAUAAGUGCUGUGUGAACUGUCUGAAUUGCUACUUUGCCAAAUAAAACAAAUUGAGAGGAAGCUGU
This is a messenger RNA of Empidonax traillii (willow flycatcher), 2945 nucleotides long. It is a transcript of the gene PCMT1, whose product is annotated as protein-L-isoaspartate (D-aspartate) O-methyltransferase. Gene Ontology annotation, molecular function: protein-L-isoaspartate (D-aspartate) O-methyltransferase activity. Gene Ontology annotation, biological process: protein modification process. The record is from RefSeq and is a predicted model, not a curated record. The coding region runs from base 62 to 652 and encodes 196 amino acids. Gene Ontology annotation, cellular component: cytoplasm. Lineage: Eukaryota; Metazoa; Chordata; Aves; Passeriformes; Tyrannidae. The transcript is spliced from 7 exons.